Nannospalax galili (Upper Galilee mountains blind mole rat) is the source of this 945-nucleotide messenger RNA. Its product is annotated as olfactory receptor 4A15-like. Gene Ontology annotation, cellular component: membrane. The record is from RefSeq and is a predicted model, not a curated record. Gene Ontology annotation, molecular function: olfactory receptor activity; G protein-coupled receptor activity. NCBI's taxonomy places the organism in Eukaryota, Metazoa, Chordata, Mammalia, Rodentia, Spalacidae. Gene Ontology annotation, biological process: G protein-coupled receptor signaling pathway. The transcript has a single exon.
AUGGAAAAAAGCAACAAUGUGACUGAGUUUAUCCUCCUGGGCCUCACGCAGAACCCUGAAGGCCAAAAGGUUCUAUUUGUUACAUUCCUGCUUAUCUACAUUGUGACCGUAAUGGGUAACAUGCUCAUCAUGGUGACCAUUAUGUCCAGCCAGUCUCUGGACUCCCCUAUGUACUUUUUUCUGGCUUAUUUGUCAUUUAUUGAUACUAUUUAUUCUACCACCAUUGCUCCCAAAAUGAUCAUGGAUCUGCUCCAUGAGAAAAAGACCAUUUCCUUCCAUGCUUGCAUGACUCAAGUUUUUAUAGAUCAUCUGUUUGCUGGAACUGAGGUUAUUCUCCUGGUGGUGAUGGCCUAUGACAGGUACGUGGCCAUCUGUAAACCUCUUCAUUAUUUGACCAUCAUGAAUCAGUGAGCAUGUGUUCUCAUACGCUUGGGAGCCUGGAUUGGAGGCUUUCUUCACUCAUUGGUUCAAUUUCUCUUCAUUUAUCAACUUCCUUUCUGUGGUCCAAAUGUCAUUGACAAUUUUGUGUGUGAUAUGUAUCCCUUACUAAAACUAGCUUGCACCAAUACCUACCUCAUUGGACUUUGCAUGAUAGCUAAUGGAGGAUCAAUUUGCACUGUCACCUUCUUAAUUCUCAUGGUUUCCUAUGGGAUCAUUUUACACUCCCUUAAGGCUCAUAGUUUGGAAGGGAAACGCAAGGCUUUGUACACCUGUGCGUCCCACAUUACUGUGGUUAUUUUGUUCUUUGUUCCCUGUAUCUUCCUAUAUGCAAGGCCUACUUCUACAUUUCCCAUUGAUAAGUGUGUGACUGUGGUUUUAACUCUUAUAACUCCCAUGUUGAACCCCCUAAUCUAUACUCUGAGGAAUGCAGAAAUGAAAAACGCUAUGCGGAGACUUUGGAGUAAAAAAAUCAGUGCAGUUAUGAGUGAGUUAUUUCAGUACUGA